GCCGGCCGGAAGCGAAGGCCGAGAGGAGAAUGGCGGAGGGGGAGGUGUCCGAGGGCUGCCGCCUGCCCGUGCUGCGCCGUAACCAAGACAACGAGGAUGAGUGGCCGCUAGCCGAGAUCCUGAGCGUGAAGGACAUCAGCGGGAGGAAGCUGUUCUAUGUGCACUACAUCGACUUUAACAAGCGCCUGGACGAGUGGGUGACCCACGACCGGCUGGACCUCAAGAGGGUCCAGGUGCCCCGGAAAGAGGCCAAGACCCCCACCAAGAACGGCCUGCCCGGCUCCCGGCCCGGCUCCCCCGACAGGGACCCGAAGCGCAAGGUCGAGGUUGUGUCUCCGGCCACGCCCGUCCCCGCCCCCACCGAGACCUCCCAGGCCUCCGUCUUCCCCCAGGACUCCCAGGACUCGUCAGAUGGGGCCCCCUCGGCGCCCAGGAUGACCGGGAGCCUCGUGUCUGACCGCAGCCACGACGACAUCGUCACCAGGAUGAAAAACAUCGAGUGCAUCGAGCUGGGCCGGCACCGCCUCAAGCCCUGGUACUUCUCCCCCUACCCCCAGGAGCUGACGGGGCUGCCGGUGCUUUACCUGUGCGAGUUCUGCCUCAAGUACGGCCACAGCCUGCGCUGCCUCCAGAGGCACCUGAAAACCCUUUACUACGACACCGACCCUUUCCUGUUCUACGUCAUGACCGAGUACGACUGCAAAGGUUUCCACAUCGUGGGCUAUUUCCUGCAGGAGAAAGAAUCCACUGAGGAUUACAACGUGGCCUGCAUCCUGACCCUGCCCCCGUACCAGCGCCGGGGCUACGGCAAACUGCUCAUCGAGUUCAGUUACGAGCUCUCCAAGGUGGAGGGCAAGACGGGCACCCCCGAGAAGCCGCUCUCGGACCUGGGGCUGCUCUCGUACCGCAGUUAUUGGUCCCAGACCAUCCUGGAGAUCCUCAUGGGGCUCAAGGCCGAGGCGGGCGAGCGGCCCCAGAUCACCAUCAAUGAGAUCAGCGAGAUCACGAGUAUCAAGAAGGAGGACGUGAUCUCCACGCUGCAGUACCUGAACCUCAUCAACUACUACAAGGGUCAGUACAUCCUGACGCUCUCUGAGGACAUCGUGGAGGGUCACGAGCGGGCGAUGCUGAAGCGGCUCCUGCGCAUCGAUGCCAAGUGCCUGCACUUCACCCCCAAGGACUGGAGCAAGCGGGGCAAGUGGUGAGGCCACGCCCCGACCACACCCCGCCCUCCUCGUUACCUGGCACAGCUCAUUAAGCAACACCUGGCCCCGCCCACACCUGGCGCUGCAAAUCCUUUAUUGACCAUAAAAGGAGUGGGGCGUUACCAGGCCCCACCUGCAUU
Messenger RNA from Sturnus vulgaris (Common starling), 1345 nucleotides. The record is from RefSeq and is a predicted model, not a curated record. Lineage: Eukaryota; Metazoa; Chordata; Aves; Passeriformes; Sturnidae.